UCCCCUUCCCGUCGUUCGCUGACAGGCAGGCAGGUCGCCGGCGGGGCGGGGGGUGCAGCACUCUCCCUUCCCUCCCCUUCCCUUCCUAUAGAGGAAGCGGAGGCGCGCGGAGAGAGGGGGUCGUCGCGUGGUGUGGGUGCGGUGCGGUGCGUGCAGCCGCCGGUGGUGUGAUGCGGGUGGGGUUCUGAUUCGGAUGGUGCAGCGCCGCCGCGGGGAUCGCCCACGGCCAUGAUCGACGAUCACGAGCGUGCAGAGGAAAUGCAAGUUAAUAAUGAGGCACCUCCAGGGUGCCUGAAGCCAAUUUCUCAGUAUAACCCACAGGAGCAGAGAAUCAAUGGGUUUUCUGAGAAUAGUGAAAAAAAGAAUGAUAGUAUUGCAAGAGAAAAAGUCUUGGAGGCAUCUCCCCUUCCAAAUCAAGGCUUUAUCAGACCCUUUCAUCGACCAGACUAUUAUGCUGGUCCAUUUAUUUAUGCUGAUUACCAAAUACAGCGACAGCCACAGCCUUACAACUUUGACAAUCAGUUUUAUCAAAUAAACAGGGACCGCAUUUUUCCUUUCGAGAAUAAGGUUCAAUAUCUUCCAUUCAAUAUGCUCCCUCAAGGUUACCCUCCUGAUGCACAACUUCAGGAAUUUCAAUAUUUUGUGGUUAUUGACUUUGAAGCAACCUGUGACAAGGAGAACAAUCCACAUCCACAAGAAAUCAUUGAGUUUCCAUCUGUCUUGGUUAACAGUGCAACUGGACAACUAGAAGCUUCCUUCCAAACGUAUGUUCGGCCGGCAUAUCAUCAACUUUUGACUGACUUUUGCAAGGAGCUUACUGGCAUUCAACAGAUUCAGGUAGACAGAGGUGUGCCUUUAAGUGAAGCAUUGCUCAUGCAUGAUAAGUGGCUGGAGGAGAAAGGGAUUAAGCACAAGAAUUUUGCUGUUGUGACAUGGUCUAACUGGGAUUGCCGUGUAAUGUUGGAAUCUGAGUGCAGAUUAAAGAGAAUCAGGAAGCCCCCUUACUUUAACAGGUGGAUAAACUUGAAGGUUCCUUUCCAGGAAGUGUUUGGAGGUACCCGGUGCAACUUAAAAGACGCAGUUCAGUUGGCAGGCCUUACAUGGGAGGGCCGUGCUCACUGUGGACUUGAUGAUGCUCGCAAUACUGCUCGCCUCCUUGCACUGCUGAUGCACCGGGGCUUCAAGUUUUCGAUCACCAACUCGCUUGUGUGGCAAUCUGCCCCACAGUCAAUAGCGUGCCAGCCGUCACCUGCCCAUUCCCCAUAUUCCAACCAAUCAUCACAGCAUAAGACAAUGGAAGUGCUGGGAUCCCCGGUGCAGGUUAACCCGUAUGCCGCUGUCGCUGUGAAGAAGCCGAUGUACUGCCACUGCGGAGUGCUGUGCCAGAUCAAAGUUACCUACAAACCUGGGCCAAACCACGGGCAGUAUUUCUAUGGAUGCGGGAACUGGACGUACCCAAGAGGGUCGAUCUGCGGGUUCUUCGCGUGGGUGUUAUGAAAGAAUGAAACCCUGCCGGCCGCCAUGUGAAAUCCCAAGGAGGGCAAAGACCUGGAGCUUUAACUAGGGAGGCUAUUUAGCUGCCCUCAUCGUAUAUAUGAUGAUGAUAUAACUUUGCUCAUAAGACUAUGGAAGUUUGGCUAGGUAGUGUCUAACCUGUCAAAACUGACUUCUGUUGAUAGAAGAGAAUGGGGAUCAGAUGCUGCUUAGGGUGCUUUAUCCUUGAAUAAUCUUAAGUUUGUGGACGCUUGUUUUUUUAACUUAAAAGAUGGAACUAUCGUAGGUGUGGUUUGUGCAACAAGGUAUCUAAAGUUUGGCUUGCAGGUUUUUUUUUUGGUCA
Molecule: messenger RNA, 1837 nt
Organism: Oryza brachyantha (malo sina)
Lineage: Eukaryota; Viridiplantae; Streptophyta; Magnoliopsida; Poales; Poaceae
Product: ERI1 exoribonuclease 2-like
Exons: 5
Coding region: 229-1497 (422 amino acids)
Biological process (GO): exonucleolytic trimming to generate mature 3'-end of 5.8S rRNA from tricistronic rRNA transcript (SSU-rRNA, 5.8S rRNA, LSU-rRNA)
Molecular function (GO): zinc ion binding; 3'-5'-RNA exonuclease activity; nucleic acid binding
Source: RefSeq, a predicted model, not a curated record